AUGAUGACACCCCGACGUGAUACUUCUGUGAGCUCAUUUCACGAUUAUUCCUCCGACGAGCNCGACGAGCAUUCGGUUGCUGCCACCUCCUCUCCUCCAUUUGUGUCUUCCAACUCUCAGUUUUUGAAGCAGUCUUCUCCCUCCAAUCAAGCCUCGUCCUUAUCGUCCCUGGAUGAGAGCUCCGACGGAUCUCCAUCUGCGUAUGGUUGUCAUACUCCCCCCAAAUCUGUUGCUGUCGAACGGGAAGUGGUUCGACGACGUGGACGUCCACCUCGAUCCGUUGCAGUGGCUCCUACAAUCCCCAGUCGUCGAGGUCGGCCCCGAAAAACAGAUACAUACGAGCAGACACAUCAGGGUGUUUCUUUCAAACGUCGGGGAUCUGAUCGCAGAGAUUACCAAAGUGCAUAUGAAUUGAUUCGUCGUCAAUCCCUGUCGGACCACUCAUCAGUAAGUUUAAUUUUUUGGUAA
This is a messenger RNA of Echinostoma caproni, 468 nucleotides long. NCBI's taxonomy places the organism in Eukaryota, Metazoa, Platyhelminthes, Trematoda, Plagiorchiida, Echinostomatidae. The record is from the annotation of a GenBank genome assembly.